Molecule: messenger RNA, 1285 nt
Organism: Maylandia zebra (zebra mbuna)
Lineage: Eukaryota; Metazoa; Chordata; Actinopteri; Cichliformes; Cichlidae
Gene: fam47e
Product: family with sequence similarity 47 member E
Biological process (GO): transcription initiation-coupled chromatin remodeling
Cellular component (GO): chromatin
Source: RefSeq, a predicted model, not a curated record
UUGUUUUUCGUGGGGUUUUCCAAAACUCAUUAACAGAUAAUAUUUACGAAGAUGGAGUCUAAAACCAAACAACCAGUUUUUCCUUGGUACAGGGAAAGGUUGCAAGCAAAGUAUCUUAAAGCCCCGGAUAACAAGCUGUCAUCUAUCAGGUGUUGGCGUUUCACAAACACCAGUCUCUGCUCAUCAGUGACACCUGGGGUCUACACAGGAGUCUCACCUCUUAUUUUCCCGGGGACUCAAGAGCACAACUCCAGUCAAACGCCUAGAAAGAGCAUCUCUAAAGAGCAUGCCUGCUUCUCAAAGCAGAUGAUCCAGAAGCAGAUUCGCAGUACGUAUGUCGCUUCUGUAGAGGAAAAACUCAAGCAGCACCCUCUGGCUAUGUACCCUCACUAUAAGGAUCACCUGACUCCUGAAUUAUUUAAUCGGGUGGUGGCUGUUUUGGACCCAGAUUUGAGUGUGAGCAAUGCCUCUGCACUUCCUGCACCUUCAGAAGACCUCGCAGAGGAGGAGGUCAAAACAGGAAACAGCCAAACUUAAAAUGAUGAAUGCUUCUGAUGGUGCUCCUCCUUCAAGUCUGUUUGCCACCAAUUGUGCCCAUUCAAGCACACAGCAACUUCUCAGGUUUUUGUAUAAAAUCCCAACCAGGAAGGCUAUUCAUAUUUCCAAAGCAAGAACAAAAUUCAGUACAGAUCACAAAUAUAAGUGAAAUAUAAAUUUUGAUAUCUUUUACUUGGGGAGGAAAAAAACAGUUACGUGCAAAAAUAAACAAAUUCAAGAGUCUGGCAACAGGUCCAAGUAGCUGAACUAAAAUGUAAACAAGAGAUAGAAUGGGGACUUGGAUCUGGCACAGAUCUCAAGAAAACCCAUCGUCCUUUCCCGUCUAACGUAACAAACAGCUGGUUUCAUGGCAAGUAACACAAACCAUCAAGAGUGAAGAGGAUACAAAAUAUUUGGAUUUAAAGACCUCUGUGUGGUAGGUCCACAUCGUUUGUAUAUGGAAAAAGCUCAAGAGGAUACAAAGGACAAGGGUGUUUAAGUAUGACUUUAUUUCUAAAGAAUCUCCUUUUUUUGAAGAGUAAGAUAAAGAUCAAUAACAAGAGGUGUGUAUAUUUGUUAUCAUAUAAAGGAAAUAUGGAUAAUUAAGUAGUGCUUAUAAACAAAGGAUGGCAGAAGAUUUCCAGAGUCCCUAAAAGCAGCCGGAACUGUACUAGAUGUACUGUAUGGGCAGCAUGUGUCCCAACUACUUGAAUCACAGCUUUUAUUGUAAAUUUAUUAUAAAUCUAUG